AUGCGAAACAUAAGUAUGUUCAAUGUAUACUCAACCCUGUUCCGCACCUCGGUGAAACUGCCCAAUGUUCCCAUCAUCGGCGCAAAGGAGGGGGAGUUUUUCCCUCUCCUCAGGGCACGAUGGCGCAACCUGUUCGACAUGGAGCCGGCGCUGCGGGAAGCAUAUCGGUACAAAGACGAGACGUGCAUCCUGGCGGUCGCGGGGUCCAGAGACCAUGUCGUGCUGCCCGUCAAGGAGUACCAGUGGUUCCUCGACAACCCCGACAGCGCCGUCAGCAUCGACGCCUCGGUGGCCGAGUCGCUGCAGGUGAAAUACACCAUCAUCGACAAUGAUCUGUACCACAAACCCGCCCACCACUAUCUGAUCCCCAGGCGGCUGACCAGAGAGGUGGGCAACCUGGUGCCGGACCUGGUCGACGAGAUCCGCGCCAGCAUCGACGACCUCUGGGGGUGGCAGCCCGGCGAGACGCGCGAGGUGUGCAUCUACACGACCAUGCAGCGCGCCAUCGGACGGGUGACCAACAGGAUCUUUGUCGGCCUGCCGCUGUGCCGCGACGAGAGGCUGCUCAAGAACGGCAUCGCCUAUGCCCAGGACGUGCCCCUCAGCUCCAUGCUGCUGCGGCUCCCCUGGGGUCCGCUGCGGCCUCUGCUGGCCCUGGCCUUCACCCUGCCCAACCGCAUCCACACCAACAGGUUCUACGCCCUGCUGCGCGACGAGAUCAGGCGCCGCCUGCGCGAGUACGACGCCCAGCAGAGCAACCCCGACACCGAGAAGAAGGCGGCCGGCUCCGUGCCCAACGACUUCCUGCAGUGGUCCAUCCAGCAGGCCCGAGAGUCGAGCGAUCCCUACCUGGCGCGCGUCGACACCCUGGCCGGGCGCAUCCUCCUCCUCAACUUCGCCGCCAUCCACACCUCGUCCUUCUCCAUCACGGGCGUGCUGCUCGACCUGGCCUGUGCAGGCGCCGCCGACGGACGGCGCUACAUCGACGAGCUCCGCGCCGAGAUCGACGAGGCUCUCGCCGCGCACGACGGCGUCUGGACCAAGCGCAGCCUGGCCGACAUGCCCAAGCUCGACAGCGUCAUGCGCGAGUCGGCCCGCCUCAACUCGUUUGUGCCCCUGGCCUCGCUGCGCGUCGUCGUCGCCCCGGACGGCGUCACCACCCCGUCAGGCGUCCACCUCAGCCCAGGCACCAGCAUCGGCACCCAUGCCUACCCUGUCCUGCACGACGGGUCCAUCUACCCUGACCCGGAGUCCUUUCAGCCCUUCCGCUUCUCCGAGAGGAGGCGUGUCGAGACCGAGGGCGGCUAUGUCGAGAAGGCCAAGCAGGCGUUUGCCACGACGAGCACUGAGUAUGCUGCGUUUGGCCACGGCCGCCAUGCCUGUCCCGGUCGCUUCUUUGCCUCAAGCGAGCUGAAGUUGAUGCUGGCGUAUGUGGUGAUGAAUUAUGAUUUUGAGUUUCAGGAGACGAGGCCUGCUAAUGCCUGGGUUGGCGUGAAUCGGAUUCCUCCUAUGAAGGCCACCGUCCGUGUCAAGAGGAGGACCCAAAAAGUGUCAUGAUUGGAUCACACAUUAGUUUAUAGCACAUGUGUAACUUGAACAAGAGCAAAAGUAUUCAUGUAUACAUUUGGUAUGAAUUUUUAUCUUUUCCUUUUUCUCUCUUUCUCUUUCUCUCUCUGUGCGUGUAUGUGGUUCCAUUCAACAUAACAAAGCAAGACUCGUGACAGACGGAUGGGAAUUCUCACCCCUGAAGAAACAAAUAAAGAGACCAAUUGUCUUGUC
Cryphonectria parasitica EP155 is the source of this 1779-nucleotide messenger RNA. RefSeq lists its product as uncharacterized. The transcript has 2 exons. Lineage: Eukaryota; Fungi; Ascomycota; Sordariomycetes; Diaporthales; Cryphonectriaceae. The coding region runs from base 1 to 1557 and encodes 518 amino acids. Gene Ontology annotation, molecular function: monooxygenase activity; heme binding; oxidoreductase activity, acting on paired donors, with incorporation or reduction of molecular oxygen. The record is from RefSeq and is a predicted model, not a curated record.